Messenger RNA from Anguilla anguilla (European eel), 1053 nucleotides. Its product is annotated as c-Myc-binding protein-like. Bases 126 to 437 code for a protein of 103 amino acids. The transcript has 5 exons. The record is from RefSeq and is a predicted model, not a curated record. Gene Ontology annotation, biological process: regulation of DNA-templated transcription. Gene Ontology annotation, cellular component: nucleus. Lineage: Eukaryota; Metazoa; Chordata; Actinopteri; Anguilliformes; Anguillidae. Gene Ontology annotation, molecular function: transcription coactivator activity.
CCGAGGAGAGCAUGCUCACAUCGACAGUUUCUAACUCCGCCAAGUUAGCCGUAGAGCCAGCCGUAGUGUUCCGAGAAACGAAACUUUGCGUUAGAUAGUUAGCUGGCUAACGUAAACGCGCAGUCAUGGCACACUACAGAGCCUCUGAAUCCAAGCGCGAGCAGUUUCGGAGGUACUUGGAAAAGGCCGGUGUUCUCGACAGUCUCACGAGUGUGCUGAUCGCUUUGUAUGAAGAGAAUGAAAAACCGAACAAUGCUCUGGACUUCCUGAAACAGCACCUGGGCGUGGUCAGCCCUGAGCCUGCGGACGUGGAGACCCUGCGCCUGGAGCUGGCCGACCUGAACCAGAAGUACGAGCUCCUAUUGGAGGAGAACAAAGAGCUGAAGAACAGGCUUUCGCAAUACGAACCUGCAAAAGAAGACGGAACAACAGAAUGAAUCUACCUCAUGGGGACACAGCAAUAGUUAUUUUCUUUCUUUCUCUCUUUCUCUCACUGACGAUCACUUGAAAGUAAGGCAACACUGGACAUGUAAGGGAUUUUCUCUGUUUCUGUAAAUAGGAGACAAAAGUUGUUGUUUUUUUUUUCUUCUAUUCUCUACUGAAGUUUCUAUGUAAGCUACAUUAUAUUAGUUUGAUUGUAUUUUUUCUCUGUAUGGGGGAGGUUGGGGGGGUUAAAUACAUAGUUUUUUGAGCAUGAAAGGAUUGCCCCGUGGUCUUUGUUGAAGCUAGCUGCCAGUUUGAGGACCAGUUGUCGUUUGACAACAGUGAGGGUGACCGGCUGUUGACAGGGGAUUGUGGCUGGUUUGGAAUUACAUGGAUUAGUCACGACCUUGAUGUAGAAGGAGGCGCAUGUCUCACGGUAUCUUUACAGGAAGUGCUUUCUGUUGUUGUAUGUGACGUGAAAAUUGAAUGUUCUUUUUUUUUUUGUCUGUUUUUUUUUUCAUGAAGUUAGAGUUGCUUUGGCUUGAAACCUUCACACAGAGCUUUUGUGUGUUAACAUGAAUGGCAAUAUCUCACUGACGAAUAAAACUGACAAAACAACAUUAAAAUGGA